GGGCGCAUUGCUAUGGCGGAUAAAAGAGCAGACGGCGGGUAGACCGGGAAGCAGUGUGUGUGGCCGGGGUUCGGGAGGGGCAGUUGUUGGGCAGGUGUGACAGUAUAGAGGCAGGGCCUGGCCGCCGUAGCUCUGUCAGUGGGCGGAGGGCUGAGCGGGGAGCAGCCGGUAUGUGAGCUCGGUGACGGUUCUAGCUGCGGACUGACGGCUCCCGGGCAUGGCCACCCACACCCGAUCAGCUGCCCAACCGGGCUGGAAGCUGCACAUCUCGCGAGAACUGAGGCGGAGGGACCGCGAGCAGAGACAGGCGUUCGAGGACCUCAUCCAGCAAUAUAACAGACUACUUGAAAAGUCUGACCUUCAUUCUGUGUUAGCUGACAAAUUACAGUCUGAGAAAUAUGAUCAGCAAAGCCGCCAUGACCUCAGCCCAGGUCUUGAUGGGUCACGACAUGAAACUCUACUCCAAGACAUGGCUCAAAUGCGGAUAAAACACCAAGAAGAACUGACAGAGCUCCACAAAAAGCGUGGAGAGUUGGCUCAGACUGUGAUCGAGUUGAACAAUCAGAUGCAACAGAAAGAUAAGGAAAUCCAGUCAAAUGAAGAAACGAUAAAGCAGUACUUGCGCACUAUUAACGCAUUGGAGACGGAGUGUCAGGAUCUACGGAAUAAACUGCAGGAACUUGACCGUGCAAACCAGACCCUGAAAGACGAAUACGACGCUUUACAAAUCACCUUCAACGCUUUGGAAGAGAAGUUGCGUAAAACCACAGAAGAGAACCUGGAGCUGGUCACCCGCUGGAUGGCUGAGAAGGCUCAAGAAGCCAACCGGCUGAAUGCCGAGAACGAGAAGGAUACAAAGAGGCGCCAGCAGAAACUGCAAAAAGAACUGGCUGAUGCUGCCAAGGAACCUUUGCCUGUAGAUCAAGAUGAUGAUAUAGAGGUGCUGCCUGAUAAUGCAGAUCCAUCUGGGGACAAUACAGCUGUACCAGCAAUGGGCAGGACAUCAAGUAAGAGACACUCUCAGCCCGCCGUAGGAGGCCUCCUGGAUUCUAUCACUAAUAUCUUCGGUUUGUCAGAGUCUCCCCUCUUGGGUCAUCGUUCAGAUACUGCCAGGAGACGGUCGAUAUCAAUCCCAUCUUCACCAGAUUGCAAUGAUGCUCAUAGCGGUGGAAGCAGGGAAGUAAGAGUUCCUUCUAUGGCUGUUCACUCAUUUGAUGCACACGAUGGUGAAGUGAAUGCUGUAAAAUUUAGUCCAGGGUCCCGUCUACUAGCAACAGGGGGGAUGGACCGGAGGGUGAGACUUUGGGAAGUGAUUGGAGAUAAAUGUGAGACAAAAGGUUCUCUUACUGGUAGCAAUGCAGGGAUCACCAGCAUAGAAUUUGACAGUGCUGGCUCUUACCUUCUUGCUGCUUCCAAUGACUUUGCCAGUAGAAUCUGGACAGUGGAUGACUUCAGGCUGCGGCACACCCUGACUGGGCAUAGCGGAAAGGUUCUGUCUGCCAAAUUCUUAUUGGAUAAUGCACGGAUUGUUUCUGGGAGUCAUGACAGGACACUGAAACUCUGGGAUCUGCGCAGCAAAGUCUGUAUUAAGACUGUGUUUGCUGGUUCAAGCUGUAAUGAUAUUGUUUGUACUGAACAAUGCGUGAUGAGUGGCCACUUUGAUAAAAAAGUUCGAUUUUGGGAUAUAAGAACAGAGACUGUAGUGCGAGAGUUGGAGUUACAAGGCAGAAUCACGGCUCUUGAUUUAAAUCCUGAUCGGACAGAGCUCCUUAGCUGUUCCCGUGAUGACUUCAUCAAGAUCAUUGACCUACGUGCCUGUGCUGUCCGUCAGACUUUUAGUGCUCAGGGUUUCAAGUGUGGAUCGGACUGGACCAGAGCCAUUUUUAGUUCUGAUGGUGCCUAUGUGACUGCUGGCUCUGCUGAGGGCACAUUGUACUUCUGGAAUGUAAUUACUGGUAAAGUGGAGAAGAUGCUUAGCAAGCAACACAGCUCUUCUAUAAAUGCAGUUGCAUGGUCUCCUUCUGGCACUUACGUGGUCAGCGUGGACAAGGGAGGCAGGGGAGUUUUAUGGUCGGACGUAUGAUUUAUAUAAAGCUCCUAAGAAGCCUAAGCGUCUGACCACGCUUAUUUUCAUGCAGUGUGGACUUACAAGGCCAAGCAUGUCUAAAGCACUCUGAUGUGGACAUUACGUGGCAUACUGACCAGCCGUUGCCUUUCCAUUACCUCAUGAAUAGUGGUUACCAUGAGGGGAAGGUGUUGGUUAACAUUUUAAUAUUCUAAAGUUUAAAGACUCUUCAAUCAGAUUUCUUAAGAAUUUAAUUAUUUUAUUAAAAAGGCACUUUACAAAUCUUA
Molecule: messenger RNA, 2352 nt
Organism: Pelobates fuscus (common spadefoot toad)
Lineage: Eukaryota; Metazoa; Chordata; Amphibia; Anura; Pelobatidae
Gene: ATG16L1
Product: autophagy related 16 like 1
Exons: 19
Coding region: 218-2083 (621 amino acids)
Biological process (GO): negative stranded viral RNA replication; autophagosome assembly
Cellular component (GO): autophagosome membrane
Molecular function (GO): protein binding
Source: RefSeq, a predicted model, not a curated record